AAGUAGUAUUAUUGGAUAAUGAGAUAGUACAGUUAGUCCAUUCUUAUGACCCUCAAAACUUCAGGAAUUUUACCGAGAUUGCUUCCGGAGGUUCCGCCCUAGUUUAUAACGUAUAUUGGAAAAGUACAUCAAGAUUCGCAAUUAAAAAAUACAAGAGUUUUAAUAAAGAAGCUAUUAUUAAUGAGAUUUAUUUAAUGGGAAUGGUUAACCCUCAUCAAAAUAUAAUUCAAUUUUAUGGAGUUACGAAAUCAAAAGACGAAAUAAAUUAUUCGCUUGUUCUUGAAUAUGCAGAUAAUGGAACAUUAAGAAAUUAUUUAAGAAAUAUUACUAUAACCUUUAAAUGGAUGAACCAAGUAAGAUUCGCUAAAGAAAUUGCGAGUGCGAUUUCGUGGUUACAUGAUGAUAAGGAAAUCAUACACGGAGAUCUUCAUCCAAAUAAUAUCUUAAUACAUAAAGAUACAAUAAAAUUAGCAGAUUUUGGACGUUCGUGUCAAAGAGGAUCAGUUAGUCAUACCGAAGUGUGUGGUUUAAUACCCUAUAUGGAUCCUAAAUUUUUUGAAGAAAAUCAUUCAUAUGAUUUAACUGAAAAAUCAGAUAUAUAUAGUUUGGGAGUAUUAUUUUGGGAACUAACAAGUCGUUUAUCACCGUUUGAUUUUGAAAAUAAAGAUAAACUUGAAAUUAUUCAAGUUAAACAAGAUAUUCUUAAUGGUAAAAGAGAAAUUCCUAUUCUGAACACAAAUGAUAAAUUCGUUUCUCUUUAUAAAGAAUGUUGGCGACACAAUCCAGAUGAAAGACCAUCUAUUUGCAAAGUAAUUGAAGUACUUGACAGUAUUAAUCCUAUUGAUCUUAUUGAUCCCAAAAAUAAUAAUGUAUCAACUAAUCUUAAUUCUAACAAAAGUGAGUCAACAGAAAAUGAAGAUUCUGACUUGCCAAGUUGUGAAGAAUAUGACAUAAAUUCCGAUAGAUAUAAUAUAUAGAUAAAUUUCAUAUCAUUUCUUUUUU
Rhizophagus irregularis DAOM 181602=DAOM 197198 is the source of this 1002-nucleotide messenger RNA. RefSeq lists its product as uncharacterized. Gene Ontology annotation, biological process: signal transduction; protein phosphorylation. Gene Ontology annotation, cellular component: cytoplasm. Gene Ontology annotation, molecular function: ATP binding; protein kinase activity. Lineage: Eukaryota; Fungi; Glomeromycota; Glomeromycetes; Glomerales; Glomeraceae. The record is from RefSeq and is a predicted model, not a curated record.